Molecule: messenger RNA, 2052 nt
Organism: Cladophialophora bantiana CBS 173.52
Lineage: Eukaryota; Fungi; Ascomycota; Eurotiomycetes; Chaetothyriales; Herpotrichiellaceae
Exons: 2
Coding region: 1-2052 (683 amino acids)
Biological process (GO): DNA-templated transcription
Molecular function (GO): DNA binding; zinc ion binding
Source: RefSeq, a predicted model, not a curated record
AUGUUUCUAUACGUUGGCAUUGACAGGCGUGGAACUUCCAGACCGACAUUGGCACGUAUUCACGAGCUGCAGAAACAGAACUCUGCUCUUGGUGCUUUCAUUGCCAAACUCAAAUCCGUGCCAUCCGCCAAACGCGAGAGACUGUUGACAUCGGUGUCAAUCUGUGAUGGACAUGUCCAGUUACCAGACGAGGGUAACGAUGACGGCAACGCCGAACCACAAUUUUCACAUCAACCACAACUUGCUAUUCUGACGACGGGAAAUCAAGAAUCUGUGCCUAAUAUGACACAAACUCUCCGGCGUCGCAGUAGCCUGGGGAGCCUGGAAGAUUCAUCCGACGAGGAAUUCGAUAUCGGGCCAUUCCUUUCUGUUGAUGAGGCGGGAAAACCCAGCAGUUUCGGACCAUCCUCUGCCCUUCAUUACCACCCGAGAACCGGCAGCAUUUCUGUGCAAUCAGCUGCUUCUCUUGCAAGAGAUCAUAUCAGAAAUUGCUUAAUCGCUGAAGCUGCCCUACAACGACAGAACGAGCGCCAUUUGGCCUCUCUGCCCGACGUCCACGGAGUACCUACAGAGCUGGCCAUGCACUUACUUGAAUUACAUUGGAGUCGUCAACAUCACACACUGUUACUGACCUACCGACCGGCGAUCGUAAGAGAUCUAUUGCGGAACGGGCCUCAUUGUUCCAGGUUCCUGCUUCAUGCCAUAUUUGCUUGCACAAGCAAGUUUUCUGCCAGAGUGGAGGUCCGGGACGAUCCUUCAGAUCCUUCAACAGCAGGUCGACGUUUUUUCCGGCGCUGUGACGAACUGCUUGCAGAAGAUUCCCUACUCAUAUACCCGAAACUUCCAACUGUGGUCGGACUGUUGUUGUUAGGAUCGAGCUACAAUGCCAAGGGCGAGACCUCGAAAGGGUGGUUGUACACAGGCUACGCCUUGCGUAUGAUCUAUGACCUCGGUCUACAUCUCGAUCCGAAAGAAACCAGCGACUCUCCAGAGCAAGUGGAAAUUCGUAGGAGAAUAUUUUGGGGAGCCUUUGUAUCUGACAAACUGCAAAGUCUCUAUCUUGGGCGCCCAGCGGCCAUCAAUCUCCGCGAUUCGCAUGUGUCGCGAGAUUUCAUGGACACUCUUGAAGAACAGGAACUUUACGUACCCUACAAGGAUCCCAAAUACCCAAGUCCUCAGAGUACUUCAACCUUCACUGGCCUUCCCAUUUACUCGGUCUCAACGUUUCAACAGCUGUGCCUGUUAUCGAAGAUCAUGACAAAGAUCAUCAACACGUUCUACGUCGUUGGAGCAACACCUCGCAACGCCCAGGCCAGUCUGCAGCUUGUUGAUAACGCCCUGCAGGCAUGGAGGGAGAACCUGCCAACAAACCUAGAUUUCCAACCGCGACUCCUGCAAUCCAAUCCGAUAUCAUAUCCUCCUCCAAACCUGAUGAAUGUGCACGCACUUUACCAUUCUCUGCUGAUCCUUCUCCAUCGGCCGUUCAUAUCGGACGGGCAUUUGCGUUCGACCGCUACUCCCUCGCUCUCUUGGGGUCGCUGCACAUCUGCAGCACGAAGCAUUACGAGCAUUGCAUUGGCAUGGAAGACUGCAUACAGUCUCAGAGGCGCGCCGUACUUGUUGAGCUAUGCAAUAUACGUUGCUUGCACGAUCCACGUUAGGAACGCAGCAGCCGAUGCGACCAAUGGCAGCAAUAGAGAGCAUACAUCCCUUCUUGCAGCAAGUUUGACCUGCUUGGAACAAUUGUGUCUCGCCAAUCCUGGCGUUUCUAAGCCCAUGAGGAUCAUACAGAGAUUGAUGGAGGCCAGCAAGAUUGUAUUACAGCCAGAGGAAACUAUAUAUCCCAGCUACUCGCCGUCAUCAUUCGACUUUGACACCAUCUUCAGCAUGUUUCCUACAAGAAAUAUGACAAGCUCAAAUGUGCAGUACUCCGGUGAAGUAGUCUUCGACUCUGACAUCCCCGAUGAUCCUCUUUUCGGCCUCAUGGACGAGCCCAUGCUUCCUUACACCGAUAUGUCAGACACCUUCUUCAGCGGCACCAGAUCGUUUUGA